Messenger RNA from Ostreobium quekettii, 579 nucleotides. NCBI's taxonomy places the organism in Eukaryota, Viridiplantae, Chlorophyta, Ulvophyceae, Bryopsidales, Ostreobiaceae. The record is from the annotation of a GenBank genome assembly.
AUGCCUCCCAAGAGGCGCUCGGGCCGAGGUGGCGACCUGGACACGCAGGAUGCCAAGAAGACCAGGAAGGGCCCCUCGGCGGGGGACGCGUGCCCCGACUUCGAGCUGGAGACGGACGCGUCGACAUCGAACGCGAAAAAGACGCUGUCGCUCAAGGAACUUGUAGCAGACUCUGGUGUGGUCAUUUUCUUCUACCCCAAGGCCAACACUGGUGGCUGCACAACACAAGCCUGCGGGUUCAACGACAAUUAUGAUAAACUGAUUGCUGCAGGCUACAAGGUGUGUGGAAUGAGUGCAGACAAGCCACCAUCACAGGCGAAAUGGAAGGCAAAGCACAAUUUCAAGUAUCCUCUCCUGUCAGAUACAACCUUUGAGGUGAUGGCAAGCCUUGGGGUCACCAAGGGCGACAAGAGGAUCAAUAGAUCCCACAUAAUUGUGGAGAAAGGAGGGAAGAUCAAGGAAACAAAGAUUGGAAUAUCGCCAAAGAACAGUGUGCUGGAGGCAGUGGCUGCCUUGUGCCCUGAGCGCAAUGGCAAGGAUGCAAAUGCAAAGGACGAUGUUCAGAAGACGCAGCUGUGA